Diatraea saccharalis (sugarcane borer) is the source of this 944-nucleotide messenger RNA. Lineage: Eukaryota; Metazoa; Arthropoda; Insecta; Lepidoptera; Crambidae. The record is from the annotation of a GenBank genome assembly.
UAUUAACUAAAGAUACCAUGUGGAGUCGAGGUUAUCCUGUGGAAAUCGAGAAGAAUUCAACUGAAGCAAUAAUGUAUGUGAAUCCGCUGUCACGGCUUAAACCUCGGCCGGCGACUUCAUGGAAAAUGAACUAUGAAACGGAUACAGUGUUGUGUGCGCGUUGUAAUAGAAAGUUCAAAAUGACGCUUGACUUUGUCCAAGAAGAGUGCUUCCAUCACUGGGGUCGAGUGUCGGGGAAGAAAUUUGAAUGUUGUAAUAAACAUGUGGGGGCAAUUGGCUGCACUGUAUCACGUUGUCACGUAUGGAGUGGCACUCGACCCGGGAUUAACGGGCCUCUCAAGGGAUAUGUGCGUGCACGUCAUCGCCGUGGUGGAAUCUAUGCAGUGGAUGCAGAGAUGUGUUACACGGCGGCCGGCUUCGAAUUGGCCUCGAUAGCUUUUAUUGCAGUCGACGGCCGCAUUGUUUACCAACAGUAUGUGAAGCCUACCUCGCCUGUCGUGGAUUAUAACACACGUUUCUCCGGCAUUCGACCUCGCGACCUACAGACAGCUAAGAAGACACUUAGAGACGUACAGAAUGACAUACUUGGAUUUGUCGGCACAGACACGAUUUUGAUUGGUCACGCGUUAGAGAACGAUCUCAGGGCGCUAAAGUUACUUCACAACGCUGUGGUGGACACGAGCGAUUUGUAUCCGCACGCAAAAGGAUUUCCUUUGCGUCGGUCUCUGCGUUCUUUAUCAGAGGAAAUACUCGGACGUCCAGUUAAGGAUCGAAGAAGUGGAGGCCACUCGCCCGUGGAGGACGCUCGUACCGCUUUAGAAUUAGUGCUUCUGAUGGUGUACCGAAACCGAGAAACUGCCACUCAAUUAGGAUCGCACGCUUCCACUCUGCUCAGACAGCGGGCGUUUGUGCCGCUUAUUUUGUAUCCUAGUUUUAAUAGAUAG